Molecule: messenger RNA, 2482 nt
Organism: Pezoporus flaviventris
Lineage: Eukaryota; Metazoa; Chordata; Aves; Psittaciformes; Psittacidae
Gene: BRMS1L
Product: BRMS1 like transcriptional repressor
Exons: 10
Coding region: 56-1027 (323 amino acids)
Biological process (GO): negative regulation of transcription by RNA polymerase II
Cellular component (GO): Sin3-type complex
Molecular function (GO): histone deacetylase binding
Source: RefSeq, a predicted model, not a curated record
GGCGGAGCGACGGCGGCGGGAAGGGCUGUCCUAGGGAUCGGCGGCGGUAGGAACGAUGCCGGUCCAUUCCCGGGAGAAGAAAGAAAACAACCACGAUGAGAUGGAGGUGGACUACGGGGAGAACGAGGGCAGCAGCUCGGAAGAGGAGGAGACCGAGAGCUCGUCCGUGUCCGAGGAGGGGGACAGCUCAGAAAUGGAUGAUGAGGACUGUGAAAGGAGGAGGAUGGAGUGUUUAGAUGAAAUGUCCAAUCUUGAAAAGCAAUUUACAGACCUUAAAGAUCAGCUUUACAAAGAAAGAUUAAGCCAAGUGGAUGCAAAGCUACAAGAAGUCAUAGCUGGAAAAGCACCUGAAUAUUUAGAACCAUUGGCAGCUUUACAAGAAAAUAUGCAAAUCCGAACUAAGGUGGCAGGUAUCUAUAGAGAGCUUUGUCUGGAAUCUGUGAAGAACAAGUAUGAAUGUGAAAUUCAAGCCUCUCGACAGCACUGUGAGAGUGAAAAGCUUCUGUUGUAUGAUACCGUACAAAGUGAACUAGAAGAAAAGAUUAGAAGACUUGAAGAAGACAGGCAUAGCAUUGACAUUACCUCAGAAUUAUGGAAUGAUGAACUACAGUCCAGGAAGAAAAGGAAGGAUCCAUUUAGUCCAGAUAAGAAGAAACCUGUUGUUGUAUCAGGCCCCUAUAUAGUUUAUAUGUUACAAGACCUUGAUAUUCUUGAAGACUGGACAACCAUAAGGAAGGCAAUGGCUACACUGGGGCCACACAGAGUAAAGCCAGAACCACCUGUCAAAUUAGAAAAGCACCUACACAGUGCUAGAUCUGAAGAAGGAAGACUGUAUUAUGAUGGAGAGUGGUAUGGACGUGGACAGACAAUAUGCAUUGAUAAGAAAGAUGAAUGCCCUACAAGUGCCAUAAUUACAACAAUUAACCAUGAUGAAGUUUGGUUUAAAAGACCAGAUGGAAGCAAGUCCAAGCUGUAUAUUUCUCAACUACAGAAAGGAAAAUACUCAAUAAAGCAUAACCACAACUGACCAUUGGUAAUCUAUGAAACAAGUGGUAUUGCCAUGCUUGAUGUGCCAUGGGGUGAAAGUUGUAUUUAACAGUGUUUUGUAUUUCUUAUAAAUUUACAGCAGUAUCUGAUGUGUAUUUGUAGUGCUGUAUGUAGACUUCAUAUGGACAGGCUUCAGAAACCUGAGGAUGGUAAAUCAUGUCAACAAACAUUUUACCUCUAAAUUGGGUCCAGUGCCUAAGAUAUGAAGUAUGCUCUUCAAGCAUAAUAGCUCAGAACUUCUCAUCUUUGUAAAAUAAAAAAAUAAAAUGCAGAUUUAAAAAAAAAAAAAGACUUCCCCCCCCCCGUUGGUGUCCAGUUGGUGUGAUUAAAAAUAACUGUUAUUACCAGCAACUCACUUUUUUUUCAGUGAACAUGUCAUGCUUCUUUUGUGGAUGUAAAUUUAGCCUGUUCAGCUGUUGCUUUUGAAUAGAUUGUAACAUGAAUAAGCAUUCUUUUAUCCAAAGCAGACUGAUUUAUUAAAAUUAUUGCACUCCACAUCUCUGCUAGUACUGUCUGUGUUACAUUUUGUAAGGUUUACUGUAUUGCUUGUAAUGGAACAAAGCCAAUAUUUGGAGCUACGUUUUUUGAGGAGCACUUUUCUGAUUUAUGACCCUAUUCUAUAGUAAAUAAAUUGUUGGUAAUUUUUUUUUUUCUUUCCCAGAUUUCCAGCAAAAUUUAUGUGUGAAGUAGACAGUGUUGCUCCAAACCUGUAUUGUAUGUAGCCCACAAAGAAUGACGUGUAAAUACUGUUGCAUGCUCUGCUUGUUUGGUCCACAGUUGUAUGAAAUACUAUGAGUCUUUUUUUCAAAAGGAAAGUAUUUCCCCAGAAAUCAUAUAUGUGGGAUAAUUUAUACUGACUUCGCCACCAACCACCAUUUUCCAAAUUUCUGUACCCAACUUCAUCUUACUGUACACCAGAAUUAUUUUAUGCAGCUUAGAAAGCUGAAUUUCUCUUAAAUCUUAGUUUUAAGUCACAGUGAAAAGUCCUGAAUCCUUGAUAUUAAUGUGAUGUGUUUGGAGCAUCUAGAUUGACAGAGGGAUUGCUGAAGAAUUAUUAAUGCUUUGGUUAUGUGCACUUUAGUCUCCACUUUUGAUGAUAUUACUUGGAGAAAGAAAGCAUCCAUUUGCUUUAAAUGAUCACAGCAAAUAAGUAUUUUUAUUGUAACAUAUAAAUGUUCUAUCCCUAUAUUAAUUAUCUCUUCUAGUGCAGGGUGGUAACUGCUUUCCAAAUGCCAAAUCAAUUUCUGCUGAGUGAUGCUUUUCUACAGUUGUAUGACAUUAUUAAUCAAAUGUACAUAAAGUAUUAAUUGACAUGUUGGCUUUUAACAAUAUAAACUGUAUGUGUACAGUGGUUUGAUAAACUUUUUGUAAUAAAAUAUUCUUAUUUUUUAACUUGGUAUGUAAAUAAAUAAUCUGUGGUAGUGGAUAUCUCUUA